AUGCCCUCCUCCUCACUAGCAGAAUAUCUCGCCAAAAACUACCUAACAGCCGAUCCAUCCACCGAGCGCCCGAAAAAGAAACGCAAGAAGACCAAAGCCCUCGACACCGCCGGGGACGGCCUCAUCAUCGCCGACGACGACCCGCCCGAUCUACGGACCUCGGCGACGAAUUUCGGCAACGAGGAUGACGAGGGGCCAAGUCUCGUCACCUCCGCCCGGAGCGCGGAGUUCCGCCGCACGAAGCAAUCGAAUUGGAAGACGCUGGGUGGUCCGGCGAACGCGAACGCGAACGAUGAGCGGGACGCCGCAGACGCGAUUCUAGCCUCCGCCGCGGCGGAGAGCGCAGCUCGUCGUGGCGAAGGAGGCGAAGGCGACGACGAGGCGCCUGCUGUCGUGGAGGACGCUGAUGACGAAGCAGGGCUGCGGAUGGAGUCCGGUGCUCGGGCGGGACUCCAGACGGCGGAGCAGACGGCGGCGAUGGUGGCUGCACAAGAACGACGGAAGAAGGCCGAGGCGGCGCGGCAUAGAGAGCGGCCGGCGGAGGCGCAGGAGACGAUCUACCGAGAUGCGUCGGGGCGGAUCAUCAACGUUGCGAUGAAGCGGGCGGAGGCGCGGCGGGCGGAGCAGGAGAAGCGCGAGAAGGAGGAGGCGGCGAAGGAGGCGCUGAUGGGCGAUGUGCAGCGGGCGGAGCGGGAGGCGCGCAGGCAGCAGAUACAGGAGGCGCGGGCGAUGCCGCUUGCGCGGACGAUCGAGGACGAUACGCUGAAUGAGGAGCUGAAGGCGCAGCAGCGGUGGAAUGAUCCUGCGGCUGGGUUUUUGACGAAGACGAAGGGGCCCGGCGCGAGUGUGACGGGGAAGCCGCUGUAUAAGGGGGCUUUUCAGCCGAAUCGGUAUGGGAUCCGUCCGGGACAUCGGUGGGAUGGGGUGGAUCGGGGGAAUGGGUUCGAGAAGGAAUGGUUUACAGCGAGGAAUAAGAAGGGCAGACUGGAAGCGUUGGAUUACCAGUGGCAGAUGGAUGAGUGA
This is a messenger RNA of Aspergillus thermomutatus, 1023 nucleotides long. RefSeq names its product putative cell cycle control protein (Cwf26) (gene cwc26). Gene Ontology annotation, molecular function: RNA binding. The record is from RefSeq and is a predicted model, not a curated record. Bases 1 to 1023 code for a protein of 340 amino acids. The transcript has a single exon. NCBI's taxonomy places the organism in Eukaryota, Fungi, Ascomycota, Eurotiomycetes, Eurotiales, Aspergillaceae. Gene Ontology annotation, biological process: mRNA splicing, via spliceosome. Gene Ontology annotation, cellular component: RES complex; U2-type spliceosomal complex.